AUGGAGACUCGAAACGCUCGAAGAAAGAGGUGCCACAGCUCUGCCUCAAAUGCCGGGCAUAGCUCUCCCAUUCAAGCUGGGAAGACUCGCCACUCUGAUGUCCGAGCUUGCGAAACUCCCCGCCAUCCACACAAGAGGGUGCGCUUCUCAGACCCGGGUCCUGUGACGCAAGAUACCCCCGACUACGCCACGGGUCUCACGCCAGCUAUGUGCCGCACGUCCUUUGAGGAAAGGGAGUAUAGCAAUACGCUGCAGGGAACCCCAAGUCGCCGAGCCCGGCGCCGCUCCACCCCUCUUCCGCGGUCUCGUCGCAUUGCCGACAGCCAGUUGCCUCUUGGUAAUGAACCUACUACGAGAGUACUACACUUUACCCCUCUGCGGCAGCUCCUGGACACACGAACCCAGCGCAGGAUCAGACGGUUCGGGUUGAGUGACGAAAUUACGAGCAUAGAACGCGACAAGCGAGCCGCUGCCCAGUAUGAGAAGUCCCUCGACUUGCUGCUGCGCGAAAGAGACUCGUUGAAGCGGGAACUGGAGUCAUCGAAGAAAAGCACAAUGUCCCCGGGAAGCCAAUCAAUCAGUGACGAUGGACAGUGGAUGACGCCCGCGGAUCGAAUCCAGCAUUUAGAGUAUGGUAACAGUCGGUUAAGAGCACAACUUUGCUUUUCUGGUAGCGAAAUUCCUCACUACCAGCGCUCAGAAUCCGGCAGCUCGAUAGACACAGUUAUAAUCAACGAUAGCGGCUUUGAAGGCGAAACCAUCUUUAUGUCAGACUCUCCUGAUAUUCGUGGGGCAGAAAGACACUAUUCAGUUCCCGAUGAUAUCUCGCUUCUGAGCCCAAAGGCAUCGGGCGUUGACGCUUCCGUACAAACUUCGCAGCCUAACCCCAACCUUGACCCCGAGUUCAUCACCCUUACACGAGACUUGGACGCGGCAAAGAAGGAGAAGCGAGACCUAUUCGAAGCAUGCCGUCCUCAGCUUGACUUACUCAGCGGAACUCCCCUUGAGCGGCACCUUCGCCAGCCUUCCCCACCUCUGGACUUCUUAGACGUUAUUCUUCCGAGCCUGGUGCAGACUCUAAACCGUGCCGCAGACGCCACGCAUACAUUGAACACCAUCCAAGAUGAGCUUUCGAGCCUAGGAUUCCAUGGCGAAGAUGCAUUGGACACAAUAAAUGAGAUGCGCCAUCGAUUUCGGACUGCUCGCCUUGAACUUGAGCGCGCCGUACCUGGAGAAACUGCCGAUGCGGGAUUGAACGACGGCAACUCUACUCUAAGCGUCUUGGUCAGAAGAGUCGAGGCAUUGGUCAAAGAGCUUGACGAAGAGCAGACACGGCAUCACGGCUCAGUCGAUCGAGAGAGAGCUUUGCGGGGGCAGUUUGAUACUCUCCUAGUCCGGUACGAGGACGCAUCGAAAAAGAUACAGGAUCUAGAAGAGUCUAUUGCAUCAUCUGCAAGCGAUAUGCUGCACACGCGAAUCCGGAUGCAGGAACUAGAACGUGAAGUACAGGAUCAUGUCGUCGGUAUUGACAGGCUGAACGCUGCGCUUGACAAGUAUCAUGAUGAAGUCAAAAGCCUAGAGAAUCUUGUAACAAAGUUGGAAGAUGAGAAACUUCAGCGUACUGAGAAACACGCGCAGCAAUUAUCUCAGUUGCACCAGAAGGUUGCAGACGAAGAAAAGGCACGUCAAACCGCUGAUUCGACCAUCGCUGAAAGGGAACGGCAGAUUCGCGUGCUGGAAGAAGUCAUUGAACAAAACAGAAUACGUGUUUGCGACCUCACGGCCAAGGUUGAGAUGAUCGAGCGCGAGCGCCACCAAGCGGUCGAGAGCCUUGAACAUACCAACGCGGAGCAAGCUCUAAAACAUGAUCAAGAGAUUGGAUUGAUGAAUGUUCGCGUCUCGGAACUCAACACGGCGCUCGACACGGUCAAAGCGGAAGCAGAGAAGCUCCGUCUCAGCAAUGCUGGACUAGAGGAACAGCUGCGCCUAGAGGUCGAAACGAGAGACGGGCUUUUGGAUCAAUGGGUUGCCGAACAAACACGGGCGUAUGCGUCCAUGAAAGCCACAGUCAAUGCUGAGCGCCGCAAGGCAAAGGUGCGAGCGGCGAACUGGGAGUUGAAAUCGGAGGAAUUGCAGUCGGACAAUAUGGAAAUGGGGAGUGAGCCCAUCACCCCUGUCAGCAUGACGCGAUUUGUAGACGUCGAGGUUGGCCGCGGAAAGCACCGCAGGCGGCUCGACAGCGGAAUCGGGAUUCUUACAGAGGAUGAGUUGGAAGAGGAACUAGAGGAGGACCAGCAGUUGCUCCCUUCUGACCCAGCCGAUCUUUGA
Messenger RNA from Aspergillus calidoustus, 2328 nucleotides. Lineage: Eukaryota; Fungi; Ascomycota; Eurotiomycetes; Eurotiales; Aspergillaceae. The record is from the annotation of a GenBank genome assembly.